This is a messenger RNA of Vigna radiata var. radiata (mung bean), 1269 nucleotides long. Its product is annotated as rhomboid-like protein 19. The transcript has 8 exons. Gene Ontology annotation, biological process: retrograde vesicle-mediated transport, Golgi to endoplasmic reticulum. NCBI's taxonomy places the organism in Eukaryota, Viridiplantae, Streptophyta, Magnoliopsida, Fabales, Fabaceae. The record is from RefSeq and is a predicted model, not a curated record. Gene Ontology annotation, cellular component: membrane; Golgi apparatus. Bases 182 to 1102 code for a protein of 306 amino acids.
GUGUUUGGGCAAAGCGAGUAUGCAAGUAUCUGAAAGACUAGAUCUCUAGACUAGAUCAGAUCCUCAUCUUCCAUUCCUCUUUUCGCCAUCAAAACGACUUGCUUUUUCCUUACCUAUCACUAUUCAACAAACUUAUCAGAUCAGAUCGGAUCCUCUUCCGAUUGGGAUCACCGCCGAGUCCAUGAGCACGCCAGCGAUUUCAGGGGGCACGGGCUUCUUCACCGGGUUCACUCGGUUAUGCAAGGGCCUUGCGGUGGUGCUGGUUUGCGGUCACAUUGCGGUUCAGUUUUUCCCUUCAGCUGUUACCUACUUCGCUCUUAUUCCCGCCAGGACAAUCCCAUUUGCCUGGAAUCUCAUUACUUCUGGUUAUCUUGAACAAUCUAUAUAUGGGGUAGUGAUCAGCACAUUGGGUCUCCUGUUUAUUGGAAAGCUGCUUGAACCAAUAUGGGGCUCCAGGGAAUUCUUUAAAUUCAUCUUUGUGGUUAAUCUUCUAACUUCAAUAUGUGUAUUCAUCACUGCCAUUGCCUUAUACUACAUUACAAGGCUGGAGACUUACCUUUACAUGCCGCUCUCGGGAUUUCAUGGGGUUAUAUCUGGUUUCUUGGUUGGCAUCAAGCAAAUUAUACCGGAUCAAGAGCUUCCUUUCAUCAAGAUAAAAACAAAGUGGUUGCCAUCUAUCACUUUAUUGCUUUGCAUUGCUAUUAGCUUCUGGACACUAGAGGCUACAACAUAUCUUCCUACGAUUAUAGCUGGCACAUAUAUAAGCUGGAUUUACCUUAGAUACUGGCAGAGGAAACCAGAAGCAAAACUUAGGGGUGACCCAAGUGAGGAUUUUGCUUUCUCCACAUUUUUCCCCGAAUUUUUGAGACCAGUUAUAGAUCCUAUUGCAUCAAUUUUUCACCGAAUGCUCUGUGGAAGAUCUAAUACUUCUAAUAAUGGGCAAGGCUACAAUCUGGAAAGUGAGCCUUUACCAGGUUCAGAUUCAAUUGAGGCUUCUAGGAGAAGAGAAAGAGGUGCUCGAGCACUGGAAGAACGAUUGGCUGCUGAGAGGUUGGCUGCUGCACGACGUGAAUUACAAAGAGAAGCUGAGGAAAAUGUAUAAUUCAGCAACAUCAGCUAUUGAUAUCCUGAGGUCGUACAGUAAUUAAUUAGAGAAUUUUUGUUUAGGUCAAGGAAGAUUUAAUGGGCAUUUUUACUUGGAUAAUCUUUACAAAACCAAAGCUUUCUCUUUUGUCAGAUAAAUAUAAUUUACUUUCUAUCUGUGCUUUC